GGGCGCAGGGUGAUGGCCCAGGUUGUCGCCGCCGCCGCCGCUGCCGCCGCCUCAGCCACAGGAACUGAAGUCGCCGCCGCUCCCUUAGCUGCCGCCUCCUGGGUCGCCGGCCGCCCGCGCGCUGGCUCGGCCGGGACCCGCAGCCAUGGAGGACUUCAUCGUGAUCUCGGACGACAGCGGCUCCGAGAGCUCCGGGGGGAAUCGCUCCGGCCGGGCACGGAGGCUCCGCCGGGCCCUGUCCCGGACCCCUGGCACGCUGCCCCGCCGUACCGUGGAUUUCAUUGACUUAACUAGAGAAACCAGACCAAGGGCAAAGGAUCGCAGUGGACUCUGUGUGAUUGACCUGACAAGAUCUGAGGAAGAAAACAGACCUAUUGCCACUCUUGACUUGACUCUAGAACCUGUCGCUCCUUCCCAGAAGGAGCCGGCCAGUCUUCAAACAUGUGCCAGCCUUUCCAGCAAAGAGAUGAUGGAAGGGCGGGUAGACAGAAGCUCUCGGCCUGCAGCUCGGAGAAUCAUUAACAGUGAUCCUGUGGAUCUGGACCUUUUGGAAGAAACCACAUUUGAAGGUCCCCAACCUCCUACUUCCCUCAGUGGGGACUCUCUUUAUCCAGCAGAGCCGAAUUGUAGUUCAUCCGUAUUCAAAGGUGACCUCAGCUUCUUUGCAAGCCUGCAGCUCUCUUCAGAUGUUCACUCCCUCUCCCCAAUGAGCAAUAACGGUAGCAGCAGCAAUCAGAGGGCACCCUUUCCAUGCCCACAGCAAGAUGUGCCUUGCCCACCGCAAGCCUUGCCCUGCCCACUGCGAGCCUCUCCAUGUCCACCGCGAGCCUCCUCAUGCCCACCACGAGCCUUGUCAUGCCCAUCACAAACCGUGCAGUGCCAGCUACAAACCUUGCCUCACCUUCCUCAAGAAGUGCCAUACCCUCCUCAAGAAGUGCCAUGCCCCCCUCAAGAUGUACCAUGCCCUCCUCAAGAUGGUCUGUGUCCUCAAAAUGUGCCAUGCCCUCAGCGGAAUAUGCCAAGUCCACCUCAAGACUCACCAUGGCAUUCUCAACUCUCACCAAGCCCACCUCAAGACUCACUGGGCCUGCCUCAAGGUGUACCAGGCCCACCUCAAAACAUAUCAUAUCCACAAAAUGUGGCAUACCUACAAGACAUGCCACAGUCCCUGGGAGACCUGCCACCAUCACCAGAUGUGCCACAGUCAUUGGUAGACAUGCCAAAGUCAUCAAGAGACAUACCACAGUCACCAGCAGAUGUGCCACAGUCACCAGAAGACAUACCACAGUCACCAAGAGACAUGCCACAGUCACCAGGAAGUGUACCGCAUUCACCUAGGGAAGUCCCACACUUGUCAGGAGAUGUGCUCCGCUCACCUGGAGACGUGCCAGGCUCACCGGAAGACAUGCCACACACACUUAGAGACUUGCCUCGUUUACCACGAAUCAGGCCUGACUCACCCCAAAAUGAUGUGCAGAGCCAUGACACGCCUAUGGAAGUCUCAGCCCCAUCCUCUCCAAGCUGCUCUCCCAGCCCACAGUCUCCACAGUUUGAAACUUCCUUAGAGAAAAUUCCUUGGCUCUCAGUCACAGAAACUCCAACCAGAAAAGAGACGUUACUGUCAGAGCCUGUCAACCCCGGGUCUACCCAGGUGCAAGUGCGAACACCACAAGGUGGGUUGUACAACAGACCGUGCCUGCAUAGGUUGAAGUACUUCUUACGACCUCCGGUGCACCACCUCUUCUUCCAGACACUAAUACCAGAUAAAGACACGAGAGAGAGCAAGGGUCAAAAAUUAGAACCUAUCCCUCAUCGAAGACUAAGGAUGGUAACAAACACCAUUGAAGAAAAUUUUCCCCUGGGGACCGUGCAGUUUUUGAUGGACUUUGUGUCACCUCAGCAUUAUCCACCCAGAGAAAUUGUGGCUCACAUCAUCCAGAAAAUCCUGCUCAGUGGCUCCGAGACUGUGGAUGUCCUAAAGGAGGCCUACAUGCUUCUCAUGAAAAUUCAACAGCUACAUCCAGCUAAUGCCAAGACGGUGGAGUGGGACUGGAAGCUGCUAGCAUAUGUCAUGGAAGAAGAGGGACAAAAUCUGCCUGGGCGUGUCCUUUUUCUGCGUUACGUAGUGCAGACCCUGGAAGAUGAUUUCCAGCAGAUCCUGAGGAAGCAGCGACAGCACCUGCAGCAAUCCAUUGCAAGCACUGUGCUGUCCUGUGACAAGCAACCCCACAAUGUCAGGGAUGUCAUCAAGUGGUUGGUCAAAGAAGUAACUGAAGACAGAUUAACUCAGCCCCCAGAUGAGAAUCAGACAUCUCCAGGAACAGGAAUCUUGAAGGCCAACAGUAGCCAACCUUCUCCCCAGCCCAACCUGACAAAGAACACCAGUCAGCUGAUUGUAUGCCAGCUGCAGAGGAUGCUGUCCAUAGCUGUCGAGGUGGACAGGACCCCCACGUGUAGCUCUAAUAAGAUUGCUGAAAUGAUGUUUGGGUUUGUGCUGGACAUUCCUGAGAGAAGUCAGAGAGAGAUGUUCUUUACCACCAUGGAAAGCCACCUUCUGCGCUGCAAAGUGCUGGAGAUCAUAUUCCUCCACAGCUGCGAAACACCCACCCGCCUGCCCUUGUCUCUGGCCCAGGCCCUCUAUUUUCUAAACAAUUCCACGUCACUGCUCAAGUGUCAGUCAGAUAAAACCCAGUGGCAGACAUGGGAUGAGCUGGUUGAGCAUCUGCAGUUUCUGCUAUCCAGUUACCAACACGUUUUAAGAGAGCACUUACGGAGUUCUGUGAUUGAUCGAAAAGACUUAAUAAUCAAAAGGAUCAAGCCCAAGCCCCAGCAAGGAGAUGACAUCACAGUGAUGGACGUGGAGAAGCAGAUCGAGGCCUUCCGCGGCCGCCUGGUCCAGAUGCUGGGGGAGCCACUCGUCCCACAGCUCCAAGACAAAGUGCACUUGUUGAAGCUCCUGCUUUUCUAUGCUGCGGACCUGAACCCUGACACGGAGCCCUCCGCAAAGGCCUGGAGCAGCCCCUGAGGUCCCUCUAGGCACUGAACACCAAGAAUACCUCCUGAACUCCACCUCCAACUACUUGGAAGUUCUAUAAGUAUAAAAAGUAGUUUGAAAUCUUAUAGGACCAAACCCUAUCUUAUUUAUCUGCAGGCUAUAACUUUCUAACUCUUUACAAAUUUUUUUUAAUAAUCCUAUCCUAGCCUGUUCUCAGAUACGGCUUAAAUAUAUAUGGUGUAUAUAUAUUUUUUAAUAAAUUAUUUAUCUAUACUUUUUCUGAAACAGGUAAUACUAUAUGCACUAUAUGUUUAACAUUUCCAUUCGAGCUGUGAAAAAAGAAUCCCUGUGUUGAACAACUUCGAGACAUCAAUGUUAUGUCAUUCAAGGUACUGACAAACCUAUUUGGAAGGAGAAAGACAUUCAUUUCUCCCUAAUGGAACCCAGACAUCCUAUAUUGGACCUGUUAUAUUGCCUAUGAAUUUGACGUUGUGGCCAGUCUCUUCAGAUCUGAUGUAAUGGGGGGAGUGGGGCAGAAACAAAAGGAUGGGUAUGUUACAAAAAUUUGAUGUUAAAAGGAUACAAUAAAAAGGCAACGGUUUUUUCAAAAUA
This is a messenger RNA of Sus scrofa (pig), 3607 nucleotides long. RefSeq names its product SUMO interacting motifs containing 1 (gene SIMC1). Gene Ontology annotation, molecular function: SUMO polymer binding. Lineage: Eukaryota; Metazoa; Chordata; Mammalia; Artiodactyla; Suidae. The record is from RefSeq and is a predicted model, not a curated record.